AUGCAGUCUGUCAUGCGUGCAGUUGCCCUGGCUGGCGCGUUCAACAUCACCAUCAUUGAUGUGCCCAAGCCGACCAUCAUAAAUUCAACCGAUGCCGUUGUUCGCAUCGCGGCAACUGCCAUUUGUGGUAGCGACCUACACAGAUACCACCAGAAUUCAGCUUCGCCAGAGAACCCCCAGCAGAUCGGCCACGAGGCCAUUGGCUACAUAGAAGAAGUUGGAGACUCCGUUGAGGUACUAAAGGCUGGCGAUUGGGUCGUCAUUCCCUUCGCGUUUGACAAUGGUCACUACCAAUAUGGACCCCUGAUUGAUGCGCCCGCGGCGUCAUCUACGGGUAUGCAAGCCGAGUAUGCGCGCAUCCCGUAUGCGGAUGACUCUCUUAUGCCUGUGCCCAUCAACGCUAGCACAAAUACAUCCACCAUUCAUGACUAUCUCUUCAUGUCCGACAUCCUUGCAACGGGCUGGGCAGCGCUUGACUUUGCCGGUCAGGAACCCGGAGAUACGGUUGCAGUUUUCGGUGCCGGACCUGUAGGGCAAAUGGCUAUCCUUUCUGCCGGAGUGCGCGGUGCGUCCAAGAUCUACGUCGUAGACCACGUGCAAGACCGUCUGGACCUCGCCGCCGCCCACGGUGCCAUUCCGGUUAACUUUGCGUUGGAGGACCCGGUGGAGGCUCUACGCCGCUUCGAGCCGGCUGGCGUUACGCGCGUCGUCGACUGUGUUGGUUACGAGGCCGAAGAUGCGCAGGGAAAUGUAAACAGUAGCAUUGUGCUACACCAGGCUGGACAGGUAGUGGCACCACAGGGCGGUAUUGGCGUCGUCGGAGUUUACGGGAGCGGAAACCAAGAGCAGACGAUUGACAUCAAGCCACUUUUCAUGAAUAAUUUCUCAGUGCGUGGAGGCGUCUCAUCGCCGCUGGACCUUGGCACUCAAAUGCUCAAUCUCAUCACCACCGGCAAACUGCGCCCGGGCUCCAUCGUGAGUGCCGUUAUCGGAAUCGAAGAGGCUCCCGAGUACUACGCGCGGUUCGACCGUCGCGAAGAAACGAAAGUCGUUAUUGAAUUUCCUUUUUGA
Aspergillus pseudotamarii is the source of this 1071-nucleotide messenger RNA. RefSeq names its product GroES-like protein. NCBI's taxonomy places the organism in Eukaryota, Fungi, Ascomycota, Eurotiomycetes, Eurotiales, Aspergillaceae. The transcript is spliced from 2 exons. Bases 1 to 1071 code for a protein of 356 amino acids. Gene Ontology annotation, molecular function: zinc ion binding; oxidoreductase activity. The record is from RefSeq and is a predicted model, not a curated record.